GGUUUGGCCGGGUCGCGCGGCGGCUCCUGCGCAGCCAAAGAGACGUACACAUACAUACACGUACACGCACCCACACCCGUGUACGAUCGUCGAACGACCGAGAGAGAGGAACGAGAAGAGAAGAGUGGAAAGGAGAGUGGCAAAGGCGAGGCGAGUAAAAGCGAGCUGGCAAGCCAGACAAGCGAAGCUCCAGGCAGGCGAAGUGGACUGUCAGACAGGCGAAGCAGGCAAGAGGCGCACACAAGCUUCGCUGGUACGCCACCCAAAUCGGUUCUCCCCACCCGGGGACAGAGAGACUCCGGGUGCACCCCUCCUCGGUUCGUUCUUCGCGCUGCCUCCUUCUCCGGGGUGCUUUCAUCCGCCUCGUUCCGUGCUCGCGUUCCCGAUCGCUUCGUACCUCCGAAGAAGAGGGUGCACCUUCGUCCGCGUUCGCGGUGACACCGGGAGUACACCCGUACGCAUACCUCGACCCGGGUCGAAGAACGUGACUCGUUUGUGUUUCUGUGACUGUACAACUCCACGUCGAACAAGGAUACGGUUAUCUAUUAUUUUUUUGGACAACGUGUGCGAAGACGCACUGACCUGCCUCUCGUCUCUCGCCUCCCUCUGUUUUCUCGACGCAGAGGGUCGAAGAGGGGAUUCGACACCCCCGCUUGGUUUUCGGAUCGGCUCGGUUGAUCGACCCUGAAUACACUGUGCAGCUAUUGUUUUUCUGUGCGUCCUCUCCCGUGGGACUCUCUCGAAAAGUGAACCAAGAAUUCCGAGCCGGACAGGGAUGAAGAGGUGCGACGUCAAGCUGGAAGGGAGGCUGCUGUGAGGCCCGGACAAAGCGUGCACGUUGUGUCAGAGAGACGUUCAGGCGCGGAUACAUCGGUUGCCAAGCCGGAAAUCCUCGCAGCGGGCGACGGGGACUUCGUACCUAGGCCGGUCGUUCAACGUGGCCGAUCAUUGGACAUGGUGAGGGGGCAUGUUGAUGUGCCGGCGGUUGCUGCUGAUCGCAGCCGCGAUCACGGCCUCGAUAGAGGCUGGCUCCGCUAGUUAUCAUCCCGGUAUCUCCUCUGAUUACUCCGGGUACCCUGGCUUCCCGGUUUAUCCAGGUCUGACGUCGUCCGAGUCCGUGUCCAGCGCAAGCACCACGCCGACGAGCUUCGACAAUGUGCCAACUUGCAGGCCAUCAGAGUAUUUAUGCGGCACUGGGAACUGUAUCGCCCAGGACAAAUAUUGCGACGGCGAAAAUGAUUGCGGUGACAACUCCGAUGAGCCAAGAUACUGCAGCCCGUGCAACAGAACGUUGUACGGCGACGUCGGCCGUACCUACAGCGUGGAAGUCCGCCGGCCGAGGGAGGAUCGACUGCCAUUCUUGUGUCAUCUCAACUUCACUGCCGCCGGGUCUGAUCUCGGGGACCUAGUUCAGUUAACGUUCGAUACGUUCACCGUGGGUCGAUUUAUAUCGUUCACGUCGGAAGGAUGUCCGGAUGGUUACAUGACUAUCCGGGAGGAGGGCCGACCGGCGACCGGCGGUCAAUGGUGUGGAAGCGCGUGGGGGUACACCGUAUACUACAGCGAGACACCUUCCAUCAAUUUAACUUUGUAUUUGCUACGGUUAUCCGAGCAGGGUAUCGAUUAUAAUUUCGACUUCAAGUUGUCGUACAAGUUCCUGAGACGUAGCGAGGCACAUCUGAGAUACGGUAACAGCAGCAUGUCUACGUGGCGCGGGGAGCUGGUGAACGGCACUUAUUGCGAUCGUGUACUCACCAAGUGCGACACGCGGGCCUGUCGGCUCCAGUCCCCGAAUUACCCGGGUGUUUAUCCCAGAAACGUCACCUGCUAUUAUAGGGUUGAGCAAAAUCGAGCGCCUCCCGGUCAUCGGGCGCUACUAGCCGUGAGUCAACGGAACAGCCACAAGAUACACAUCAAGAACCAAGUCGCCAAAUACGACGACAGUCAAAGGAUCCUCAGAGUCUGGGAUCAAUGCAACGUGGUGCAAGAUUAUUUGACAGUGUACGAUGGGGGUUCGACGUCGGACAAGGUGUUGGUCCGUCUUUGUGGAGGUGACGCUGUACCAGACAUAGUCAGCAGCCAUAACACGAUGCUGUUAGAGUUCCACACGUCUCCUUACGACAAUCCCUUUCACCCUGUUCCUCUGUCGUUCUUGCCAGGCUUCGAACUCGAAGUUCAGGUGUUGUUCGUGGACGAGAAAUCCCGGAGUUUCGUGAAGGAAAACGAGAACUGCGAUUUUUAUAUAUCCAGCGACGAGAGUUCGUCGGGGAUCUUGGAAAAUCCGAAACACUCACUGCCACCGAAUACUACGUGUCGUUAUCACUUUCAAGGCAAGCCGAACGAGAUCGUUUGGCUGUCUUUUAUCAAGUAUUACGCUGCCACUACCGAUGCUGCCGCGAGCAUCGACGUUGCAUCCGAUUGCAACGCGAAGCUCCUCAUUUGGGACGGCGAUAGAACGUUAGAUAAAUUGAGUCCCGUUCGCAAGAAUAUAAGCCUGCUGGGUCAGUUCUGUAAAGACGACACGCCUCGGUUGUGCGAUCACAGCCUUCUGCGAAACGGAAGUCGACACGCGAGGCCCUGCAGCCUGGCCGAGAGCUACGUUUCCAGCGGGCGAGAUCUGACGCUGGAGCACAUACUGCGUCAAGGAAGUGCACUUUAUCCCAUAAGCUUUGUACUGCGUUACGAGUUCGUGCACGAGGCGGUCUCCUGCAACCACGUAUUCGGUUCCGCGUCGACUUCAUCCACGUCUUCCACGUCCUCCUCUUCCUCCUCCUCGUCGUCUUCGUCAUCCUCCACCGCCUUUCCAUCGGGGAAAUUCGCGUCGCCUAAAAGUGUGUUCUUCUACGGGCGCGGUGGUGCCCAGAACAUUAGUUGUGUGUACCGCUUCGAAGCCGAGCCGGAUCACAGGAUAGAAUUGUCCUUUACCAGAGCAUCGUUCGGUGACAAGGGAUGUUCCUCGUACGUAGAUCCGUUAGUGAAUCGGUGGACGUGCGAUCGACGGUUGCGGGAUGUCAAGAUUGGAACAGCGGAGCUAGUCGUGUCCGAGUAUCCUUGGCAAGGCGUAGAACUGGUUCGCGACUGUCUUUGCUCGAACGUGAGCGAAAGGAUCGUUCUAAGAACGCUGACGUCGAACGUAGUGGAGGUUCGGUUCACGGUAACCCUGAUGAACGUCACGCAAGACUACAGGGACUUCUUCUUCGAAGGGGAGUACCGUUUCGUCGCGGUUUGGGCAGAAACUAGCGAGCAACAUUGUUCGACGAAACUCGAGGAACGACGACUGCGCGGGACCAGCGGCGAAAUUUCCCUGAGGAGUCCUCUGCCGCGAGUAAUUCCCGGCGUAGCCGCGGUCGAAGAGAUCUUAACUAAUACCGAGGAUCUGACCGCGACUCAGUGCGUGAACGAGCCAUGGUUGAUCGAACCCGAGGACGCACGGAUCAAUUAUUUAUAUCUAAGAACCGCUGGGUUCAGCAUCACGUUGGACAACGUUGAAGAAUGUGCGACAUCAAAUAGGAUCGUGGUCUAUUCCGCGGCUAAUACGAAGGAUCGGAGCGUGAUCUGUCCUGAAGGAGGCGUGGAGACGACCAAGACGGUAGACUUCUUCUCCGGUGGCUGGAAUUACAGUGCCGUUAAUGCCACAGUAGCUAUGACGCAGCACGCGAGGAGCUUCGUGGUCGAGUUUCUUCAAAGGGAGCCUGGCUUCUAUGCUGUCACGUGGAUGGCGAUUUCUAAACGAUCUCCUAAUCCCAGCGUCGGGCCCAAUGUCUUCACGAUACUGCCUCACGAGGACUGUCCUUAUAGAUGCCCGGAGAUUCAGGCGUGCAUAAGUUCCGUCCUGUGGUGCGACGGCAUCCGGCACUGUCCCUCCGGUUUUGACGAGGAGGAGGCAAACUGUUCGUACCGUUUCGGCGUUACGCUAUUGUACGUGGCCAUAGGCGCCGGCGCCCUAGGUAUAUUUUUGAUCCUGUUGCUCGCCACCGGCUGCCUAAAAUACUGCCUGUACCGACACAAAGCACGGAAAAAAAAGAAGAACGUGGGGCUGAACGUGAACCAUCUACACGUGAAUCACACGCAUCACAACAACGGUCUGACCGGCAGUCGCCUGAGCGGACGGUACAACCUCGCCACGCCGCAAGAGAUGUAUCUCGAGAAUUACGGGAAGGACAGUAUUUGUUGACAAUACGCCAUUGCCAAUAUCGAGACCACCGUGUGAAUAUUGCAGGAUUUUUAAAAAUACGCCUACCUCGCUGGCCUCUCUGAUCCCUUUGGAAAAGGACGAACGCGGAAGUAGGGUCGACAGAAUUCGAGGAAAAAAAAUCAUGUACGCAAUAAUCGUAUUCAAAACUCGUAGACCAAUUCGAAAGCAUUUAACGGAAACUAAGGCUCCGAGUUGUUUCGAGAGAUCUACGCUUUGUCCGAAGCUAAGUAUUAUCGUUUCUGAAUCAUUCUAUUGUCACCCACCCAAAAACAGACGUUAAUUAUUAUAUUCGGGGAGAGUAAUAAAUGCAACGUCGAUGCGAAGACAAAGGGUAGGUCCAGUCGAUGAAAACAAUUCGUGUUUUCAUGGUAAGCCGCGGUAUCACAGUAGAGAUAGGAACACACAUCUUUAGGUUUAAACAAUGCGCGAGGGAUGCAUACAGAGCGUGGAGGGAUGUAAAACAAACGAGAGAGCACAGUUCGAACCGUAACGAAUAUGUAUAUGCUUUUAAGACAACGUAGGAGUCCGUAAUUCGCAUUCGGAAAUGAUUUCUAUCACGGUCGGUUGCCGAGUUUGUGCCAUAAACGUCCACGACGAGAAAUGACGCAGAGAAUUAGAGGAGGGGAAAAAAACGCCGGCCAGAUUUGAUAUAAAUCGCAUGUGAACGCAGGUGGAAAAUAAUUAAUAGAACUACUGUGAUUUGACGAAUAACCCGAUCACAAUUUCCGAUGAAACAUAAAACGAAAGCCAAGCGAUUAUUUCGAUCACUGUAAAACGCCAGUUGUAUUCCAUAAUUUUAUAAGCCGGUCAUGUUCGUGCGACGAGUUCAUGUGCAAUUUAUUCUAAUGAAAUCAUACGACCAAGAUCAACAAAGUAAAUAUCACUUACCCUCCCGUUCCAUCUUCAUAUCGAGCCGAUGAAAUCUGCGUCGAUCCGUCGACAAUCCCAUCGUUUCUUUUGUAAAAAGGAGAACACGCAGCCACCACACGAUCACUUAACACCGGUACGGUAAUGUACUUUGCGACGACGCUUCGACUCCGACAAAAAACUGCCAUUUUGAAAAGAUCGCGAAUCGAUAGAGAUCGAUGUCGGAAGAACUUCAGUCGAGUCGCGUCGAGUCGAGUCACGUCGCGGUCGCGGAUGCUUCACGUUCCCGUGUGUUAACCGCGAUCCUAAUUAUCCAGAUUUCAUAAGUACGUUAAACGAAGAUGAUAUAACAUAUAGUUAAAUCACAUGUAACUUAGGUUUGAUAUCGAUUGCGCGAGGCUUGACUGAGAACACGUCGUAGAGAUUGAUGUAUAGCUGAUUACCGUUAACGAACGCGAAGAGAGAAUGCAUCGCGCGCGCGCGUGUGUGUGUGUGUGUGAAGCUGGAAGAGAAGACGGGAACGAAAACGCAUAAUUCUGUAACCCUAUUAUGAAAGUGUUAACUACUAAAAGAAAAAAGAAGCCAUCGUUUCACGUGCGCACACGUAAGUACGAGAAAAAAAGACCUAUACAUACAUACCACGUACACACACGUAAUGGUAAAGCGCGUAUAAACUUACGUCUGUAUGCUGUGAUAGAAGUAAGCGUAUCAACAAUCGAAAAUAAAUUUCUCGCGUGAACUUGGUCUCAA
This is a messenger RNA of Ceratina calcarata, 5812 nucleotides long. RefSeq lists its product as uncharacterized. Gene Ontology annotation, cellular component: plasma membrane. Bases 968 to 4174 code for a protein of 1068 amino acids. The record is from RefSeq and is a predicted model, not a curated record. The transcript has 11 exons. Lineage: Eukaryota; Metazoa; Arthropoda; Insecta; Hymenoptera; Apidae. Gene Ontology annotation, molecular function: protein binding.